AGAAAAAGAUAGAAAGGAGACACCAUCAUAUAACCCAAACUAAAAUCUCAGGGAUUAGAGAAGAGAGAAGAGCCAAAAUGUCGUCGUUUUUGAAGUCAUUCCUGGAUCCGAAGAAGAAUCGUUUGGCGGCCAUGCACAUGAACUCCGUUUCCAAACGCCUCCGCAGAUACGGCCUUCGCUACGACGAUCUAUACGAUCCUUUAUACGAUCUGGAUGUGAAGGAGGCGUUGAACCGGCUGCCCCGUGAGAUCGUCGAUGCCCGUAACCAACGCCUUAAGCGUGCUUUGGAUCUCUCCCUCAAGCACGAGUAUCUCCCUGAAGAUCUUCAGGUUAAUACUAAACUGGUUAGAUUUCGGGUCAAGUCAAUAUCGGAUCGGUUGAUUUUCGAUUUAGAUCAAACUUUGGAUCAGAAAAUGCAGACACCAUUUAGGAGCUAUCUUCAAGAUAUGCUUGCUCUCGUGAAGGAGAGAGCAGAGCGUGAAGCAUUGGGAGCUUUGCCUCUUGUAUGAGCGAACCAUUCCUUGAGAUAUCAAAAGUAAACAGGAGGAUUUCCGGGCGGAACUCACAGCAAAACUGAUUUUAUCUAUGUAAGAGGGCAGGCAUAGAGCAAAAAAUUAAAUAGUUCACAACAUGAUUAAACAAACUGACCGAGCAGAAAAAAGAUGGACUUGUCAAAAGUU
This is a messenger RNA of Hibiscus syriacus, 680 nucleotides long. Its product is annotated as cytochrome b-c1 complex subunit 7-2, mitochondrial-like. Bases 78 to 509 code for a protein of 143 amino acids. The record is from RefSeq and is a predicted model, not a curated record. Gene Ontology annotation, biological process: mitochondrial electron transport, ubiquinol to cytochrome c. Lineage: Eukaryota; Viridiplantae; Streptophyta; Magnoliopsida; Malvales; Malvaceae. The transcript is spliced from 6 exons.